This is a messenger RNA of Cladocopium goreaui, 368 nucleotides long. Lineage: Eukaryota; Dinophyceae; Suessiales; Symbiodiniaceae. The record is from the annotation of a GenBank genome assembly.
GCGCACCGCAUACUCAUGGCAAAUGUCUUCGUGGACUCCAAAGUGAGAGAUGUGAGCUUUCAGGUGGGCCCCUGGACACGUGGCUGCUCUCUUUGGGACAUGGCGUCAGAUGCUACCAUGCAGCAUUGAAGUCAUUCUUCGAAGAUCCAGAGCAGGUGUUUUUGGCCUACACAACAUUUGCAACUGACACGCCCCAAUUCGAUCGGAGUUUUUUUGCUGAAAUUGGAAUUACAAAUGAGGUCCACCAAAACAUAUUUGAGCGCUGGUUCGAAAAAAGGAUUCAGGAGGUUUCAAGCUGUCCUACUUCAACCCUUGCAGCUCUUGCAGUUGGAAGCGGUGUCCCUGGAGGAGUUCAAGAAGGCUCUUAG